CCUCUUUGGCUGGAGAAUGUUUUCCUCUCUGACAGGCUUCUUUACACAAUUUCUUCUAGUUAUUAGCGUGUGCACACUCGGGAUAUAAACUGAUCUCAAGGGAAGAAUGUUGCCAAAACAACAUGAGGUUCCUUCCCCAACUAAACAUAAAUCAUUCCUUGAUCCAAUGGCGUACCUUACGUCAAUGAUCAAGGGCCCGCUGUCCCCUCUCCUGGCUCCAAUGUGACACACUCCUCCCUCUCCACAGCUCACAGCAGGCCGGGAAGACCGGGGGUCUUCACUCUGCUCCCCUGGCUCCCCUAGGAUGGACGGCUGUGGCUGGAAAGAAAUGGAGGUUGCUCUGGUCAAUUUCGAUAACUCAGACGAAAUCCAAGAACAGCCAAGCUACCCCACAGACUACAGCCCCGCCAGCCCGAAAGGCCGGCCUGGGAGCAGCCCCUUCUCCAACUGGAGGCUCCUCAUCAGUGACAGCACCAGCCACGAGACGGCCUUCGCCAAGUUCCCAGGAGACUACGUCGAUCCCCCAGAGCCCGAGCCAGCAGUCAUGAAUGAAGGGAACCAGCGGGUGAUCAUCAACAUCGCUGGGCUGAGGUUCGAGACCCAGCUCCGAACCCUCAAUCAGUUCCCAGAGACCCUCCUGGGAGACCGGGAGAAAAGGAUGCAGUUCUUUGACUCCAUGAGAAAUGAGUAUUUCUUUGACAGGAACCGACCCAGUUUUGAUGGAAUCCUGUAUUAUUACCAAUCUGGUGGGAAAAUCCGGCGCCCAGCCAAUGUCCCUAUCGACAUUUUCGCUGAUGAGAUUGCCUUCUAUGAGCUGGGCAGCGAGGCCAUGGACGAGUUCCGGGAGGAUGAAGGUUUCAUCAAAGAACCUGAAACGCUGCUCCCCACCAAUGACUUCCACCGGCAGUUCUGGCUCCUCUUUGAGUACCCCGAGAGCUCCAGCGCUGCCCGUGGCGUGGCCAUGGUCUCCGUGCUGGUUGUGAUCAUCUCCAUCAGCAUCUUCUGCCUGGAGACACUACCCGAGUUCCGAGAGGACAGGGAGCUGAAGGUGGUGAGAGACCCCAGCCUUAACGUCAACAAGACGGUCCUCUCCCCCACCAUCUUCACUGACCCUUUCUUCAUGGUGGAGUCCACCUGCAUUGUGUGGUUCACCUUCGAACUGGUGCUCCGGUUCGUGGUCUGCCCCAGCAAGACUGGCUUCUUCAGGAACAUCAUGAACAUCAUCGAUAUCAUCUCCAUCAUCCCCUACUUUGCAACAGUCAUCACAGAGCUCGUCCAGGAGACGGAACCAACUGCCCAGCAGAACAUGUCCCUGGCCAUCCUGAGGGUCAUCCGGCUGGUGCGGGUCUUCCGAAUCUUCAAGCUCUCCCGCCACUCCAAGGGGCUGCAGAUCCUGGGACAGACGCUGAAGGCUUCCAUGCAGGAGCUGGGGCUGCUCAUCUUCUUCCUCUUUAUCGGGGUCAUCCUCUUCUCCAGCGCCGUCUACUUUGCCGAGGUAGACGAGCCAGAGUCCCAUUUCUCUAGCAUCCCUGAUGGCUUCUGGUGGGCAGUGGUCACCAUGACAACGGUGGGCUAUGGAGACAUGUGCCCGACCACCGCAGGGGGGAAAAUCGUGGGCAUUCUCUGUGCCAUCGCUGGGGUCCUCACCAUUGCGCUCCCUGUGCCCGUCAUCGUCUCCAACUUCAACUACUUCUACCACCGGGAGACUGAAAAAGAAGAGAAGCGACACAUUCCAAGAGAAAUCCACAAAAUCCUCAACAGUGUGGAUUCAAGAAUGGGCAGCACAGACUCUCUCAGUAAGACCAAUGGCGGCUGCUCUGCCGAGAAGCCGAAGAAGUGACCUGUCCAGGGCCCCUGGCGCCCG
This is a messenger RNA of Molossus molossus (Pallas's mastiff bat), 1864 nucleotides long. It is a transcript of the gene KCNA10, whose product is annotated as potassium voltage-gated channel subfamily A member 10. Lineage: Eukaryota; Metazoa; Chordata; Mammalia; Chiroptera; Molossidae. The transcript has a single exon. The record is from RefSeq and is a predicted model, not a curated record. Gene Ontology annotation, molecular function: protein binding; delayed rectifier potassium channel activity. Gene Ontology annotation, biological process: potassium ion transmembrane transport; protein homooligomerization. Gene Ontology annotation, cellular component: membrane; voltage-gated potassium channel complex. Bases 305 to 1840 code for a protein of 511 amino acids.